AACUAGAUUAUUGACAUAAUCUACUACUACUAAUGAAUUCCAAUUGGUUUACUCUUAUUGAACAAUGUAUUUGCUUUUAUUUUGAAAUUGUGAAGUCUAAAAUAGGUGUCAAUUGCCGAAUUUUCCUACUUAACAAACCAUUGAACACUAACAAAGUAACUAACCUUAAACUAUUUUAUUUUAAAACAAGUAAUAUGUACACUUAUAAAAUCAAGCUAAUAUAUAAAUAUAGUAAUAGCACCUAACAUUGUAUGGAUCAAUAAAGACAAAAGAAUAAUAUUAUAUCACGAUUUACAGAGAUUUUAUGCUAGAACAUUUCAAAUGGCUACUUUAAUAUAUUCUUAAUUUAAUUUUUACAGUGACAACAGUAGUAAAAGUUGAGUAUGAUGAGGAUGAGUCUGAGCAUGAAGUUGAAAAAGAUACAGAAAUAAAUUUGAUUAAAGGGACUGUUGCAAACCAAGUAACAGAACAAAGUGAAGCUGAAAAGCAAAUUAAAUAUUCAAAUCAAAAGAAGAUAUACAAAAAUAAAAAGAAUUAUUCUUGUACAAUAUGUGGGAAAAAAUUCACUGACUCUACCCAUUUGAACACACAUAUUAGGACACACACUGGUGAGAAGCCCUUUUCAUGUAAAGUAUGUGGAAAAUGUUUCUAUGCCUCUGGUGAUAUGACGAAACAUACAAGGAGGAUGCAUAUACGUGAUAAGUCCUAUUCAUGUGAUGUGUGUGAAAAAAGUUUUAAUGAUUGUGGUAAUAUGAGGAAACAUAAAAGGAUACACAGUAAAAAUAAACCUUUUGCUUGUAAAGAAGUUGUGCAUGAUGAGGAAUACCUGGUGGAUCAAGACUAUAUUAAUAAAGAAAUAAAUUUAAAUGAAGAGACUUUUGCACAUCAAGAGACAGAGCAUAGUGACUCAGAAAAAAAAAUAUUAUCCGCUGACCCUUCACUAAAUCAUAAGAAGAUAUUAUGCAAAAAUAAAAAGGUUUAUACUUGUAAAGUGUGUGGGAAAAAUUUCGCUGAUUGUACUCAUUACAGCAAACAUAAUAGGACACACACUGGGAAGAAGCCCUAUUCAUGUAAGAUAUGUGCAAAAAGGUACAGUUAUCCUGGAUACUUAAAAAUACAUAAUAGGAUUCAUACUGGUGAAAAGCCUUUUCCAUGUAAUGUGUGUGGAAAAUGUUUCUCUGCCUCUGGUGGUUUGAAGAAACAUACUAGAAGGAUACACACAUGUGAUGAGUCCUAUUCAUGUGAUAUAUGUGGAAAAAUUUUCAAUGAUCCUGGUAAUUUGUGGAAACAUAAAAAAUUACACAGCAAUGAGAAGGCUUAUUCAUGUACAGUAUGUGGGAAAAGAUUCAAUGAUGCUAGUUAUUUAAAAAGACACAGUGUGAGGGUACACACUGAUGAUAAGCCGUAUUCUUGUAGGGUAUGUGAAAAAAGUUUCAAUGAUGCUAAUUAUUUGAAGGUACACAAUAGAAUACACACGGGUGAAAAGCCUUAUUCUUGUAAUGUUUGUGGAAAAAGUUUCUGUGCUUCUAGUGAUAUGAAGAAACAUAUUAGAAGGAUGCAUCCAGGUGAUUAGCUCUAUUAAUGUGUGUGGAAAACUUUCAAGAUACUGUAAAUCUUUUUUAAUAUGAUUAAUAAGAAAUGUAAAUCUUUUUUAAUAUGAUUAAUAAGAAUAUAUAUAUAUAUACAUAUAUUCUUUAUUUACUUGAGUAUUUCACAUUUAGAUGAUGUAAUUACUUUUUAAAGAAUAAAAACAUGUGUAAUACACCAAAUAA
Messenger RNA from Leptidea sinapis, 1772 nucleotides. RefSeq names its product zinc finger protein 93-like. Gene Ontology annotation, molecular function: DNA-binding transcription factor activity, RNA polymerase II-specific; RNA polymerase II cis-regulatory region sequence-specific DNA binding. The record is from RefSeq and is a predicted model, not a curated record. The transcript has a single exon. Gene Ontology annotation, biological process: regulation of transcription by RNA polymerase II. NCBI's taxonomy places the organism in Eukaryota, Metazoa, Arthropoda, Insecta, Lepidoptera, Pieridae. The coding region runs from base 665 to 1573 and encodes 302 amino acids.